Molecule: messenger RNA, 1650 nt
Organism: Mesorhabditis belari
Lineage: Eukaryota; Metazoa; Nematoda; Chromadorea; Rhabditida; Rhabditidae
Source: the annotation of a GenBank genome assembly
AUGUUAUCCGAGGGGGUGAAAAUUGUCAAGGAACAUGCCGUAGUAGUACACGAGUCGGUGACAAAUCAACUGAAAAAGGUCGAUCCCGUGUUGUUAGUGAUUGGGACUAUUGCAGGAACCCUCGUCUAUCUAAAAACAGUUCAUCUGUAUACGAGAUCUGAUCAGCCCUUGCACAAGAGAUUAAUGGCAUGGGGUUUCCAGAAGUUUCGACGAUUGCCAGCUGUUAAACGAAAAAUCGAAAAGGAAUUGGAGAAGCCCAAACUAGAAAUUCUCGAAAGCAUUCACAAAGAUGACGUUGAUCGACAAUUUAUUGCAGCUAUUCCCGAAGAAUCGAUGUCUCAGGAAGAUUUAUUGCAGUUGGCAGAGAAAUAUGAUAACUAUGGAAAAUUUGAUGUAGCCAACGGAAAAGUCAGCGGAACCGUAUAUACGGAUCGAACCGAGAACCACAUGGAUCUUAUGGAAAAGAUUUAUCGAAGAUACGCCUACAGUAAUCCUCUUCAUCCCGACGUUUUCCCAGGAGUUCGAAAAAUGGAGGCUGAAGUAAUCAAAAUGGUGAUCAGUUUGUACCAUGGGCCAUCGGAAAGCUCUGGCUCAAUGACUACUGGGGGAACUGAAAGCAUUAUUAUGGCUUGUUUUGCAUACAGAAAUCGUGCACACUCACUCGGUAUUUCCGAUCCUGUGAUAGUCUGUCCAGUUACUGCUCAUGCAGCUUUUGAUAAAGCGGCUCAUCUUUGCGGAAUGAGAAUCAGACAUGUUUCGGUGGACAAGGACAACCGAGUGAAUUUGCGAGAGUUGGAAAGAUCUAUUGACGGAAAUACCUGCAUGCUUGUUGGGUCGGCUCCAAAUUUUCCGUCAGGAACGGUUGAUCCAAUUCCCGAGAUUUCAAAGCUUGGUCUCAAAUACAAUAUUCCCGUGCAUGUUGAUGCGUGCCUGGGUGGCUUUUUAAUUCCCUUCAUGAAAGAAGCCGGUUUUCCGUUGCCAGUUUUUGAUUUCGGAAAUCCUGGAGUAAUGAGCAUUUCGUGUGAUACGCACAAGUAUGGUUGCACCCCAAAAGGCUCUUCGAUCGUCAUGUACCGGAAUCACGAGCUUCAUCACUAUCAAUAUUUCUCAAUUCCCGAAUGGACUGGUGGAAUCUAUGCUACACCAACAAUUUGCGGUAGUCGAGCCGGAGCAAAUGCUGCUGUAGCUUGGGCAACUUUGUUAUCCUUUGGCCGUCAAGAGUAUGUGAUGAGAUGCCGGAGAAUUGUUGAAAGUGCAAAACGACUUGCCGAUGGAAUCAGUAAAAUUCCAGGACUCCAACUCAUGGGGAUACCCGAUGUAUCCGUGGUAGCAUUUCACUCCACAUCUUUUAACAUCUACGCGGUUGGUGAUCGAAUGACGAAAAAAGGCUAUUCAUUGAAUGCUCUUCAAAACCCUGAUGCUAUCCACGUGUGCCUCACUUACAAUCACGCGAAGAAUGACAUUAUCGAUGGGCUCGUUGCCGAUUUGAGAUCUGUUUGCCAAGAAGUCGAAAGCCUACCAGACAAAGGAAACAAGAGUUCAACGGCUGCAUUGUAUGGACUGGCGGCUGGCAUUCCGGAUAAGACGCUUGUUGACGAAAUGACUGCAGCAUAUAUGGACGCGUGCUAUGCUGCACCACCACCACAUCAU